Diceros bicornis minor is the source of this 11176-nucleotide messenger RNA. It is a transcript of the gene DCHS2, whose product is annotated as dachsous cadherin-related 2. Gene Ontology annotation, biological process: homophilic cell-cell adhesion. The record is from RefSeq and is a predicted model, not a curated record. Lineage: Eukaryota; Metazoa; Chordata; Mammalia; Perissodactyla; Rhinocerotidae. Gene Ontology annotation, cellular component: plasma membrane. Gene Ontology annotation, molecular function: calcium ion binding. The transcript has 20 exons. Bases 109 to 10212 code for a protein of 3367 amino acids.
AAGUCUUUUCUUCUUUGGCUCAGACACUGAAAAGGCUCCUGGAUUUUUCUGCCAUCCUGCGACAAGCUGACAGUUACCCGGGAGCCUUCCCAAGGAGCUGGCGGAGAAAUGAUCCCUUCUGGGCGGAGGAUGGGCGCCGGGCGUCAGCGGCGUGGGGCUCCCUCCUGGAAGCGCCUCCUGCUCCCCGGGAGGAGAGGGUCACCCCGCGGGCGGCGGGGAGGCGGCGGCGGCUCCAGGGCGCGGCGCUUCCUGCUCGGGCUCUUCAUGCACGCGUGGCUGUGGGCGGCCUCGGGCACAUGUGCCCAGGUGUUCAACCUCAGCCUUUCUGUGGACGAGGGACUUCCUCCGGACACUCUCAUCGGCGACAUCCACGCCGGGCUGCCGGCCACGCAGCAGCAGGAGGGGGGAGGCUUCUUUCUGUCGGAGGAUUCGGAUGACUCCCCGCUGCUCGACGACUUCCACGUGCAUCCGGACACCGGCAUCAUCCGCACGGCUCGGCGCCUGGACCGCGAGCGGCGCGACCACUACAGCUUCGUGGCCGCCACGCUUCUGGGCGCCGUGGUGCAGGUGGAGAUCCGCGUCAACGACGUGAACGACCAUUCACCCCGCUUUCCCCGCGACUCCCUGCAACUUGACGUCUCGGAGCUCAGCCCGCCAGGUACCGCUUUCCGCCUGCCAGGUGCCCAAGACCCCGACGCCGGGCUGUUCAGCACACAGGGCUACACCCUGAUCCAACCGCCCAAUCUUCCCGAGGACCCCGCAGGACCGUUCUUUCAGUUGCGCUACGGGACCCCGGGGUCACCACCGUCGCCGCGGUCCUCGUCGCCCCUGGAGCCCCUCGACCUGGUGCUACUGCGCCGCUUGGACCGAGAGACGGCGGCGGCACACGAGCUGCAGAUCGAGGCGUGGGACGGCGGUCGUCCGCGGCGCACGGGCCACCUGCGUGUGGAGCUGCGCGUGCUGGAUGAGAAUGACAACCCGCCCGUCUUUGAGCAGAGCGAGUACCGCGCCGCGGUGCGCGAGGACGCUCGGCCGGGUGCCGAGGUGUGCCGCGUGCGCGCCACCGACCGUGACCUGGGGCCCAAUGGCCACGUGCGCUACAGCAUCCGCGCCCGGCAGGCGCCCGGGGCAGGUGGCGGCGGCGGAUCACUGGGCGACGCGGCCUACUUCACUGUGGAGGAAUUGAGCGGCGUGGUGCGGCUGCAGAGGCCGCUGGACCGCGAGGCGCAGGCCUGGCACCAGCUGGUGGUCGAGGCCCGCGACGGAGGUGCCGAGCCCGAGGUCGCCACCGUGCGCGUGUCCAUCGCGGUGCUGGACGUGAAUGACAACCGGCCCGCCAUUCACCUGCUCUUCCUCACCGAGGGAGGCGCCGCUCGUGUCUCUGAGGGUGCCCGACUUGGAGACUAUGUGGCUCGUGUUUCAGUGUCCGACACGGACGGUGACCCGGAGAAGGAAGAGGAGGCCGCUGGAGAACUUGAUGUAGGCCUCGGAGGCGGGAGCAUCUCGUUGUCCUUGGAGGGCGGGGAGGGAGCCUUCGCGCUGCGGCCUGGAGGCUCUCCAGGGGUUUUUUUCCUUUGCGUGGAGGGGCCCCUGGACAGGGAGAGCCGAGACCUGUAUGAUUUGCGACUGGUGGCCACGGAUGCGGGGUCCCCGCCGCUGAGCGCGGAGGAAACGCUGCUGCUCCGGGUCGCUGACCUCAACGACCAGCCGCCUCUCUUCAGCCGGGAGCAUUACCGGGCCUCAGUGUCCGAGGCCGCGGCCCCCGGCACCGCGGUCUUGUGGGUCAGCGCCUCCGAUGCGGACGAGGCUGGCACCGACCACGCCCGGCUGCGCUACACGCUGGUCCACCUUCAGGCCCGCUGCAACCCAGAGGCUCUCCGGGCCCCGGCAGAGUGUGGACCGUCCUUCACCAUCGAUCCCGAAAGUGGCGUGAUCAGCACCACCCGGAGUCUGGACCGAGAGGUCCAGGAGGCGGUAGAGCUUAGAGUGGUGGCCCAAGACCUUGGAGAGCCCCCGCUCUCUGCCACCUGCCUGGUGAGCAUCACCGUCGACGACGUGAAUGACAACGAGCCCAUCUUCCUGAGGCAGGUAUACAACGCCACCCUUGCGGAGCAUGCCCCGGUUGGACAUUGCUUUCUGCAGGUAAAAGCCUCCGAUGCAGAUGCAGGACUCUAUGGCUUUGUCGAGUAUUCUCUUUAUGAUGGAUUCCAAAGCUAUGAAGCGCCUCAAGCAUUCCAGAUCGACCCACAUGAUGGGCGAAUCUGUGUUUCUCAAGACAUUGACAGGGAAAGGGAUCCAGCCACCUAUGAUCUCUUGGUGAAAGCUAAGGAUGGGGGUGGGCUAAGCGCCCAAGCUUUUGUUCGUGUGGAGCUGGAGGACAUGAAUGAUAAUGCACCUGUGUUUAACCCGUCAACCUACGUGACGAGCAUUAGUGGCCAGACCCAGCCCGGCACGGAGAUCAUCAGUGUUCUUGCCACUGACAGGGAUUCUGGCAUAUAUGGAACAGUGGCUUAUGAGCUCAUUCCUGGAGACGUGUCAUCCCUUUUUACCAUCGACUCCACCACAGGAAUUAUUUACUUAACGUCCACUCUUAGCCAUUUGGAAUCUACUACGCUUUUGUUGAUGGUCUGUGCUCGAGAUGGUGGCGGGCUCACAUCUGUCGUUAAUGCUGAUGUCACAAUACACAUUCUUCAGACCACUCUGGCGCCCGCUGAAUUUGAAAGGCCUAAGUAUACUUUCUCAGUUUAUGAAGAUGUGCCCGAAGACAGCCCUGUGGGAACAGUGAAAGCAAAAGAGUUCCUGAAUUCCUCAGAGCCAAUUUUUUAUAGAAUCUCCUCUGGUGAUUUGGAUGGAAAGUUCUCUAUUCACCCAUGGCUGGGCACCAUUCGAACCCAGAAGCCUCUGGAUCACGAAACGCAGCCCGUGGUAGUGCUCACGGUCCAGGCGCAGAUUGGCAGCCCCCCAGCCUGCAGCAGCACAGAGGUCAACAUAACUGUAAUCGAUGUCAACGACAACCAUCCGGUGUUUCCCAAAGCCUCUGAUGAGGUUAAAAUAUCCCCAACCACUCUGCCUGGCACAGCCUUGUACCGUGCCCGUGCGGAAGACAAGGACAGUGGGUGGAAUGGAUUCAUCCGAUAUGCCAUUGCAAACCAGAAUCCAAGCAUCUUUUCCAUUGACUCGGGGCUUGGUGUGGUAUACCUCAAUGAGAGUCUGGGAGGUGAUGUGCCCCAGAAGUACACGCUAAGUCUCAUGGCCCAGGACCUCGGCAUUCCUCCUCGGGCAUCCCUGUUAGUGCUAACAGUCAUUAUCGAAAAACAAGAGCAAAGCCCAUCUUUGACUUUUGAAAAUUUGGUCUAUCAAGUGGAAGUUAGUGAAUCUCUCUCACUCAUGACCCAAAUACUGCAAAUACAGGCCUACCCACUUGGCCCGCAGCGCACAACCUGGCAGCCUCUGUACUCGCUGGAGCCCAGCACCGACUCUGCUGUGUUUGGCAUCCGUCCUUACACAGGUUGGAUUUAUUUGCGGCGACAGCUCGACUAUGAAACCACACAAUCAUAUAAUUUUAGAGUGUUUGCCUGGAUCCCCAAGGACAGAUUGUCGCAAAAUGUGAGCACUUCAGUAAUUGUUCAUGUCGUGGAUGAGAAUGACAAUUCCCCUACCUUCUUGCAUGAUGUGUUGUUUUUGAAAGUCGAGGAGAGUCCUGUUCCCCAAGGGGUAAUAGGCAAAAUUACAGCAAUUGACAGAGACUCGGGAAAGAAUGGACAGCUGUCAUAUUUCCUUUUGUCUGAUGGAAAAUUCUUCAAGAUGAAUCCUCAUACAGGCGAAUUUAUCAGUUGGGUGGCACUGGAUCACGAGCGUCAGGUGCACCAUCAGGCAACUGUCCUAGUGAUGGACCAUGGCUCCCCACCUCGAAAUGCCACCAUGGUGGUUUAUGUCUCAGUUACUGACAUCAAUGAUAACAGGCCAUAUUUCCCACAGUGUCUCCCUGGAAAGGAAUUGCACAUCAAGGUUCUGGAAGGUCAACCAGUAAAUAUGUUGGUUACGACUGUGUUUGCAAAGGAUCUUGAUGAAGGAAGCAAUGCUGAAGUUAUAUAUUCAGUAUCUUCAGAAGAUGGUUCCGAUCACUUCAAGAUUGAUGCCAACAAUGGUGAAAUAAGAACGACCACAAGACUUGCAUAUGAUUCUAGACCUUCCUACAGGAUGACUGUAAUUGCCAGAGACCAGGGAGCAGCUCCUCUUCAAGGACAGGCAGUUCUUAAUAUUCAGGUGAUACCACUGUCCAAAGGGAGAGCUAUCAUUUCUCAGAGUAUUAGACAUUUGGUUAUACCAGAAAACUUGAAGCCUGCAAAAAUAAUGAGCUUAAAAAAGUCACCUGAUCAUCUUGACCAACAUCAUAAUGGAAAAUUACAUUUUAGUAUUGCUGCAGAUGACAAGGAUGGCCACUUUGAAAUUGACAGCUCGACAGGGGACUUGUUCCUUUCUAAGGAACUGGAUUAUGAAAUGACAUCUCAUUAUCUUUUCAGGGUGGUUACUAAAGACCAUAGCAAAAUUCCUCCCCUGAAUAGCACAGUCUUCCUUAGUAUUGAUGUGGAAGAUCAAAAUGACCAUUCUCCUUCUUUCCAGGAUGAGUUCAUUGUGAUAAGCGUAGAAGAGAAUGUCCCCAUAGGAACUCUGGUGCAUGUUUUCAAUGCCAAAGAUGGCGAUGGCAGUUUUUUGAACAGUCGAAUACAAUACUUCAUUGAAUCCCACCACCCUGGAGUGAAUCCAUUUCUCAUCCAUCCCUCAUCUGGCACAUUAGUCACCGCAUCCCCCCUUGAUAGAGAGAGCAUUCCGACUGUUAUCCUGACAGUAACUGCAUCUGAUCAGGCUGUGAAUGUGACAGACCGGCGAUUCAGAUCCUUGAUGGCAAAGGUAGUGAUUUUGGACGUAAAUGACCACAGCCCCACUUUUAUGUCUUUCUCCUUCGCCCAUAUCAAAGAGGAUGCCAGGGUGGGCUCCUUGGUGCACCACAUAACUGCUCAAGAUCCAGAUGAAGGAAGGAAUGGAACAGUAACAUACAGCAUCCUCUCAGGAAACGAAAACAUGGCCUUUAUGCUAGAUGAGUCAUCAGGCUUACUAACUACAACUUGUCCAUUGGAUUAUGAAAUAAAAACUCAGCACAUUCUGACCCUUCUGGCACUGGAUGAUGGCGUACCAGCACUUUCUUCAUCCCAGACUUUGACAAUUACUGUUCUUGACGUAAAUGAUGAGGCACCAGUAUUUAAGCAGCACCUGUAUGAAGCUUCAGUUAAAGAAAACCAAAAUCCAGGAGAGUUUGUCACAAGGGUUGAAGCUCUGGACAGAGACUCAGGAAUCAAUUCCAAGCUUCAGUUUGAAAUCAUGCCAGGUGCUUCAUUUGGGUUGUUCGAGAUAAAUCCUGACACUGGAGAGGUAGUGACAGCCACCACACUUGACAGAGAAGUUCAGGAAGUCUUCACCCUUCAAGUACUUGUACGAGAUGGGGGAGUCCCUUCAUUGUCCAGCACCACAACAAUUCGCUGUACUGUGGAGGAUGAAAACGAUCACGCCCCGGAGGUUAUUGUCCCCAGUCAUGACAUUGAGAUUCUGGAAAACCAAGAGCCGGGGGUUGUCUACACUGUUUUGGCCUCUGAUAUGGAUGCUGGCAAUAAUGGAGCUGUCAAGUAUCACAUAAUUGACGGAAAUACUGAUGAGUACUUUGCUGUUAAUGAAAGGUCAGGAGAACUCUCAACCACUCGCGCUUUGGACCGGGAGCAAGUCAACAAUUUCACCCUUGUCAUCCUGUGCUCUGAUCUGGGGGAUCCACCUAGGAGCUCUGUAGUGCAGCUGCAAGUUAGAGUUUUGGACGACAAUGACAACAGCCCUUCCUUUCCCACACUUCAUUACCAGGCCUCCGUGGGAGAAGAUGCUCAAGUGGGAACAGUGGUUCUUGUACUCUCUGCUGUGGACAAGGAUGAAGGCCUGAAUGGGCAAACUGAGUAUUUUCUGAUGGAUGAGGCUUCUAGUGCAUUCGCCAUUGAUCCUGUGGCGGGCACAUUGAGAACUGGCCAUACCCUUGACCGAGAAGCCAGAUCUCAGCAUACGUUUAGGGCUGUGGCCAGAGACUGUAGCAUCCAGGGCUCGAGAAGCACCACAGUAAUUAUAACAGUCUAUGUCACUGAUGUUAAUGACAAUGAUCCAGUUUGGGAACAGAACCCCUUUGAAAUUUUUCUUUCCUCCCAGUCACCUGCAAACCAGACAACUGCCAUUCUGAGAGCCAAUGACCCAGACUUGGGGCCCAAUGGAACUGUCAUUUUCAGUUUUGCAGAGACUCAGUCAAUGUUUUCUAUUGAUAAAUAUACAGGAGAAAUUCAACUUCAGCGCAACCCACCUUUAGAAUAUUUUCCAAUCUGGCUGCAGUUAAAAGUUAUGGACCAAGGGGUCGCAACUGCUAGGACAACCACUGGUCUCUUGAUCAUUCACAUGGAAGGAGAAGAUGUAAAGAUUUCCUUCAGCCACCAUCUGUAUAAAGGGACUGUGACUGAAAAUUGUGAUGCAGGUACUUCUAUUGUGACUGUAAAAGCUUUUGCUCCUGACUCAAUAGGAGACAGCAUUAAGUAUUCAGUUUUUAGUGGAAAUGAAGAUGGAGUUUUUUCUCUGUGCUCCAACUCAGGAGAACUCACUGUGAAAGAACCCAAGUUUCUUGAUUUUGAAGUCAGACAUGAAGUACAACUCAUCGUUUUAGCUGAAAGUAGGGGGCGCAGAGCCUACAGCAAAGUAGCCGUCUCGAUAGAAGAUGUGAAUGAUAAUUUACCAUGCUUCGAGCAAAGCCUUUACCACGUGUCAGUGUCUGAAGGCCAGUUCUACAAUGUGCACAUCAUACAGGUUUUUGCUAGAGACCUGGACAGUGGGGUGAAUGGCCUCAUUGAGUAUUCCAUUCUCUCUGGCAACCAAGGAGAAGCCUUCCAGAUUGACGCACUCAGCGGUGUGAUAACAGCAAAUACCAUUCUGGACUACGAGUUCACCAACUCCUACAGCUUGAUUGUGCAAGCCACAGAUAAAGGGAUGCCCAGACUUUCUGGUACAAGUGUGAUCAAGAUACAGGUGACUGAUAUAAAUGACAAUGCCCCGGCUUUUCUCCCCUCUGAAGCAGUGGAAAUUGCAGAAAAUUCUUUGCCUGGUGUACUUGUGACUCAGAUAUCAGUUCAUGACGAGGAUUUGAAUCCAGCUUUCAUCUUCAGUUUUGCCAAAGAGAGUAAUCCUGGAACCAAGUUCGCUAUUGAUCAGACCACUGGAAGAGUGGUGCUAGUGAAAACAUUGGAUUUUGAAGAAGCCACUGAAUAUGAGCUGCUCAUCCAAAUUUCUGAUUUGGUGCACCACACAGAGGGAGCACUCAUUGUCCAUGUGUUGGACGUCAAUGAUAACCCACCAGUAUUUUCUCAAGAUUUUUACCAGGUCACCAUCCCUGAAUCUGUGUCAGUGGGGCACUCUGUGCUGACUGUGGCAGCCACAGACUUAGAAAGCAAUCAGAACAUUUCUUACAGAAUCCUUUCCUCUUCUAAGGAAUUUUCAAUUGAUCCUGUGAAUGGCACAAUAUUUACUAUCAAUCCUUUAUUACUUCUGGAUAAAAAAUCAACAAUUCAAUUGCUUGUUGAAGCCAGUGAUGGUGGAAUUCCUGACCUGAGGGCUCUUACCUUAGUGGAGAUAGAAGUACAAGAUAUGAACAAUUAUGCCCCUGAGUUUGCAGUAGAAUAUUAUAAUCUUAGCUUGAGUGAAGAUGCUCUAAUUGGAGGGACGCUUGUCACAUUUUCGACCAUUGACCAUGACUGGACCCGUGAAAACACAUACGUUGAAUAUUCCAUCAUCAGUGGUAAUUCACAGAACAAUUUCCACUUGGAAACUAGUUUCAUUCAUUCAGAAUAUCCUUAUAAGCAAGUUGGUUAUCUGGUGUUGGUUCACAAUCUGGACAGAGAAGCAACUGCCAGUCAUAAGCUUGUCAUUCUGGCAUCUGACCAUGGCUGCCCUCCAUUGAGUUCCACAGCCAUUGUAUCAAUAGACGUGCUUGAUGUCAAUGAUAAUCCACCUAAAUUCAACAGUCUGAAAUAUCAUGCCCAUGUCAAGGAAAGUACCCCUCUAGGGAGUCACAUCACUGUGGUCUCAGCAAAUGACCAUGACGUGGGUUCUCAUGCAGAAAUCAUCUACCGUAUAAUCUCUGGAAAUGAGAAGGGGCAUUUUCACUUGGAAGAAAAAACUGGAGUUCUUUAUUUGAUUAAACCUCUGGAUUAUGAAGAAACGAUAAAAUUCACUUUAACUGUCCAAGCUUCAGAUGAAGAAAAGAAACAUUUUUCUUUUGCAGUUGUGUUUGUCAAUGUCCUAGAUGAUAAUGACCAUGCACCCCAGUUUAUGUUCCCCAGCUUGAACUGUGUUGUUCCUGAAAAUCUGCCUGUUUUCUCCACCAUCUGUUCUGUAAAUGCUUUGGAUUUUGAUGCAGGUCCUUAUGGAGAAUUGACCUAUUCUAUUUUAUCACCCUGUUCUGUCACCCAUGGGAUGCCUCAUGACCGUGAUGCCUUCCUCAUUGACCCUUUAACAGGGGAUAUUUAUGCUAAGCAAGUCCUUGACUAUGAAAAUGACAAUAAAUACUGCUUCACAGUUCAGGCAAAAGACAAAGGUGACUCAACAGCCUCCUUAAUGGUUUGGGUGGAUAUUGAAGGUGUAGAUGAGUUUGAACCCAUUUUCACUCAAGAUCAAUAUUUUUUCAACCUCCCAGAAAAGAAUAACCUAAGACAGUUGAUUGGUAGAGUGGAAGCAUCAGAUACAGACGCUGGUAUCGAUGGAGUUAUUCUUUACUCCCUUGAAACUCCAUCUCCUUUCUUUUCAGUAAAUAUAACUAAUGGAAAUAUUUAUUUGACUAGAGCCCUUCCCCUAAUAAAAAGUCAAGUCAGCAAAGAAGACACCAUUGAAAUGAAAAUAAUCGCUCGUAGCCCCAAACCAGACUCCAAGGUCACAUUUUGUACCGUUUUUGUGAAUGUGUCUUCUUCCUCAGAAGGAAAACACUCAGCAGUAUCAGCCAGCAGUUUUUCAAUCAGCCUCGCAGUCUCCUUUUUAGUGUUUCUGUUACUCGUCUUCAUUCUAAUUGUACUGAUUUUAAGACAUAAACAAAAAGACACAAUAAAUGAUUAUGAAGAAAAGAAAGCCUCGUCAUCCUUAGAUAUCAAUUUGAGACUGACGGGGGAUGCCAGCAUGCUCAAGCCCUUCCAGAAAACUAAUGAGUGCAGUAAUGAGGUGAUGCCCAUGGCCUCCAUGCCUGAAUGGUUGAGUUUAAUGAGUCUUAUGGAGAAGGACAUUGUAAAUCUGUACAGGCACUCAAACUCCAGUGGCCACUGUUCAGUGGAAGGAGAAACUGCAGAAGAUAAGGAAAUCCAGAGGAUAAAUGAGCACCCUUACAGAAAGGAGUCUGGCUCAGCUCUGAGUGAUUGCGAAUCCAGGGUGCCAGACUCUGGAAUCCCGAGGGACUCGGACCAGCUCUCCUGCUUGUCUGGGGAAACUGAUGUGGUGGUCACUGCCGAAACAGCAGAAACCAGCCAUACAUUUGAAGAAGGAGAUCGAGGAGAAGGCUCUGGCACAACCUAUGUUCAAAAUAAUGUGUUACCCCAGACACUAAAGAAGAGAGAGGUAAAAGAGGGCAUCCUGGCUGAUGUCAGAAAAGAGUCCAUCUUUAUUUCAGGUGCUCAGGAAGCAAGAUGUGCAGCUCUUUCGACCCAGAGAACCUCUGAUCAUGAUGUGAGAGGCAACUAUCACUGGGAUUAUCUCCUCAGUUGGGAACCCAAAUUCCAACCCCUUGCCUCAGUAUUUAAUGAUAUUGCAAAACUAAAGGACGAGCACUUACAUAUGCCUGGCAUUCCCAAAGAGAAGAAAACUUUUGUUUUCCCACCACCUUUGAUUACAGCAGUAGCCCAUCCUGGGAUUAAAGCAGUUCCACCAAGAAAGCCAGCCAUAACCCCGGGACAAGUACUUCAGAAAUACCCACACUCCCCCCUUCUCUACCAUCUCAAUUCUCUGCCAGAAGCCAUGACUCCCAGUUUUUCUCCAUCUCUUUUCCUACUGACCACACAGACCCCUGCCAUGACUCCACUGUUGUCAGAUGGAGAAUUAUUAGGAACACAUCCAAGUGGUACGUGCCAUGAACUUAAAGCAGAAGAUGAAGUUCAAAUAUAGAAUGACUGUGAUGUCAGCCCCUGCUCACCAUUGGUCAUGAAUGAUUGAACAAAACAUUCUUAAGCAAGCUUCUCGAGAUUGGCUUCAUCUUAUCUACGAGUGAGUGAUAUAAUUUCAUCAGGAUUUUUAGAACUUCAUCAUUUAAGUUUCUCAAAUUUCUUCCAGCCUUAAUGAGAAGUUGCCCCCUCUUUUAACCUUUAUGUUUUGCUCUCAGGACUCAAGUUUGUCUGUAUUAAGUAACACAUAUUCCGAGAUACCCAGUUUUCUGUAUGAUUAGAUUUCCAAAGGACACAAUGAACUUGACUGACGACCAACAUGUUUAUAUGAAAAUAAAUGGAAAUAAAGUGUGGUGCACUCUGGUCACAUUACUACUGAUUGCACUGCUAUAUCUAAAACAAAUUAGUGAAGAUUGAAUCAAGAAGGUGUAUAUGACAGAAGGUAACACAGAGAGGAAAUUUGGCAGGAUAAACUUAAGUUUUAAAGUAAAGCGAUUUUCUGUAGAUCCUGAUGUAUUUAGAGAUGCAUUUCUCCACUUUCCCCAAAUGCCACACUGUGGAGUUUAGCCAUAAUUUGAAUUUUAAUGUGGUGUCUUUUGGAAAUCUAAUGAGAAAUUAAGAAUGAAACUUGUCAUAACUCCAUGCCAAAUAAGAAAAUUAUUCCUAAUUAAAUGACCCAGAAAUGCAUGUUCUUGAUAGAGGGCCAGGAUCAGUAAAAGCAAUAAGUGUGUGUGGUUGGCUGCCACCUAAGACGUGUUUCCUUGGCCUUCUUUACAAAUAGAAUGAUGAUUCUUUUUUUCAAUGCUCUGUCUUGUAACAUGGUAUGGGUACAGACAUUAAACUUUGAAGAUUAAUUUGUAGAUGUUUCUUCAUUUUCUUUUAUUCUAGAUGCAGUAACUUUUGGUAAGAAAUAAUUUAUCCACUUAAUGUCAGUUUUAAAAGUUUGAGUAGAUAAAAUUAUGUUAUUA